AUGUCUCUGAGAGAGGGAACAUUUUCUCAUUUUCUGGAGAAACUGAGUCUUAGGAAGGGAAACGUGUAUGCAAGUAAACAUGUGAAGCAACAUUUUGAAAGUGUAGAAUAAGUGAAUAAUCUGAGAUAAAUACAAGCACUAAGGAGUCUGAGUCCACAUCCUACUCUCUUUAUGUUACAUAAAGUUGUUUUCAAUGAAAACUCUGGCUCCCUUUCACUGGUAUGUGAAUUCAUGCCCAUGAAUAUUUGUGAGCUGAUGAAAGGAAGGAGAAAGCCAUUGCCUAAACAAAAAAAAAUCCAGAACAACAGGUACCAGGUAUGCAAAUCUCUAGAUUGAGUACAUAGAAAUGGGAUAUUUCAGAGGGAUGGGCAACAAGAAAACAUAAUAGUAAAGAACACCCUAAAGUUAGGAGACUUUGGAUCUUGUAGGAGUAUCUGUUCUCAGCAGGCACACAGUACCUCCCCACACUGGUACUGAGCACCUGAAUGUUUGCUUACAAAUGGGCUUUAUAGUUACAAAAUUGGCAUGUGGAGUCCUGGCUGUGUUUUCUACAAAAUCACAAGGUACUGUGUUCAGUGGAGGGUUUUGCUUAUCAUUAAUCAAGAUAAUCAAAGCUUGAAUCAGCUGGGCUUUCUAGCUUUGUUAGAAAAUUACAUGAAAGGAAAAGGAAAGACUUCUCUUGUGCACAAAUUGCCUUACAAAGGUAUCUAUUUCCUGUGUGCACUGAUAAAAUAUGACCCCAAUGAGAAUGCUGCCCAUCAAACCUUACAGCACCCUUAUUUUCAAGAACUCUGGGCAGCCAGUACAUGAGCUUUAACCAUGCACAAAAAAUUAAGACUAGUAGGAAAUAUGUCAGGGCAAGUACCUCAGCAUUUGUGGCAAAUUUCAAAGGCAAGUCCAAGACAGGUAGUAUUUAAGUGGAAGAACUGUCAGUGUUCUCAGAAAGAAAUUGAAUCUUGUUUAUUUAUUUUAAAAGCAUUUCUUAGGAAAGUCCAGGAAAAAAAGAAAAAAACAAAUCAACAUGGACCUCUGCUGAGAGAAUUACCAAAAUUAAAUUUCUCCAGAGUAGCCAAAUUGAUUUCCUGUCCUACUCCUACAUUGCAUUCAGUUUUCUAGGGACCUAAGGAAGGUGGUGGAACUCCUCUGUUCCAGUCUGUCAGAUUUAUUGCAUCAAAUACUGAGGUGUAGACUCUCACUUGCCCACUGACACAUUUGAAACUUCUGUUGUUUCUUCAACAGUCUGAGAAACAGAAGGCACUUCAGUCUUCACUGAAACAUUUCCAUUUGCCUGCUAUAGAAGGAACAGAAGUGAGGAAAAGCCUGGCUAUGCAGUGAGAGAGACCCAGUCAUACUUCUGUUAGAGAUCUAACAAGAACAGCAGUGCCUGAUUUUGCCUUGCUCUGACAAUUUGUAGGAAAACCCCACAAGGUUUGAGGGCUGCUUUCCUACCAUUUUGAUAUUCUUUUCCUGAAGGGGGUCAAUAUUUAAUUAAAGCAUUGUUCUGGCAGAGCACAGAGAGUGUUCUGCAUUGAACUUCCUAAGUACUUGUUCCUUUUAGAACCUGGUGGAGGAGGAGGUUGGUUAAAAAUAGCAUGAAAGGAUUCUUUGAGCUCAAGUAUUAGGAAUGGAAUGUUAUCUACAGAAUUUAAGUUUUCAAAUUGUAUUAAAAAUGACAGCUAACUGCUGGUUUGUUUUUGGAUUUUUUUAGAUUUAAAGGUUUGGGUUUUUGGAGUUUUUUUUCAGUUAGCUCUGGAAAUUAUUCUCCUCUUGUAUGCAGUAACUUCCGCCUCAGGUUUUACUGAGAAUGUGUAAAUUGUGCAAUCAUAUGAGAUUCUUGAUUUUGAUGCAGUUUCUGUAACUGCUUAGUAUUUUUAUGUAAUAUAAUCUAACUCAAAGAUAAACAUAUUUUUUAGCUGAUUCAAAAGCAAGUAAAACUUAAUCAUAGUUUGCUUUAAGCCAUUGAUCUUAACAUUAAUCAGGGAUAACAGGGAUAUACUGAUACUGUAUACUGUAUUAUACUGUAAUACUGAUAUUGCAGCCAGUUGCUUAAAAGAGCAGUAAAAGCAUGUAGCUGAUUGUGCUUCAGAAAUCUGGCACACACAUCACCAGUAACAAUUUAACAGAGUAUUUCCUAUUGCUAAAUAAAGUAAAAGGCAACAUCUUUAUCUUACUAGGAAAGAAUUUUUAUUCCAAAUUGAUACCAUUGAUUUUAAAAUUCCUGAGAUCUAAAAAUUUGCAUUAAUUAAUUUGCAAUACUUAAAUCUGGUGAUGUGUUACAGAACAGUUUUGUUAUUUAGAAAACAAAAGUCUGUGCAAGUCAUACUUGGCUGGGGGUUAAAAAUCUGCCUACCAAGUGUGCAUGCAAAACAGGUUUGGCAAAUAACUUUUUUGGAGGUUUUAAUAGUUUUAAACAUUACUCUGCUCAUAAUUGGGAAGUGAUCAUCAUUUUUUUCCAUAAUCACACACUGGGCUCUGGUGCUGCUGUUCAAAAACCCAGCCAUGAGCAGGAGGCAAAGGGAAUUUUGUGUGAGAGGUACUGCUUUGGGGGGGCACCAUGGAAAAUGGAGCACCGGGGAGGAGCACAUCUCAUCUGAGUCACUUAGCCAAUCCUUAGGCAUCAAUUUGAGAUUUUUGCUCUAGAUCCAGACUAUUUAUUCUAACAAAUUAAGGUACACUGUGCAGUAAAGUACAGGUUAACAUAAUGGUCUUGUAAGAGUAAAAAUUAUGCCUGUUAUGUUCUCAGCUGUUCUUCUGAGAUUCCACAGGGCUGUGCAUUUGUAAAAAAAAUUAUUCUUCACUCACUUUGAGGUGGUCCAAUAAGUGGACUUUUUGCUGUGACUGAUUGAUUGAUUGAUUGAUUGACUUCUUUUGUAUGAAGAGGCAUCUCAACACUUGUAGGGUUCUGUUGUGACUGGAUUAGAUCCUAAUCCUUGUUCAGGUAAAUUUUGGACAUUUUGGACAACUUUGAGCAUGCCCAAAUUCCCCAUUGUAGCUUUUCCAUGUGGAGAAGCUCAUGAGACUCAAGUUCUUUAUGAAUCCUUUUGACAUCUACUGCUUGAAAAUACUUGUCUAACAUAUUUGUCUUCAUGUUUAGAAAACGGUAUUAUCACAUACUGUAUUGAGGAUCAACGUGACAUUUGUAAGGAGAUUCUUGAACAUGUGAAAAUAUCCACAGUGCAGACUGUGGGAGUAUUUGAUACUGAUUCAAAUUUGACUAUCCAAGUUAAAUAUCGUCCACCUGCAUCGUGUACCAUUGCUCAAUUUAUGUCAUUUCU
This is a messenger RNA of Catharus ustulatus (Swainson's thrush), 3275 nucleotides long. RefSeq names its product MOK protein kinase (gene MOK). Gene Ontology annotation, biological process: intracellular signal transduction; protein phosphorylation. NCBI's taxonomy places the organism in Eukaryota, Metazoa, Chordata, Aves, Passeriformes, Turdidae. Gene Ontology annotation, cellular component: nucleus; cytoplasm. The record is from RefSeq and is a predicted model, not a curated record. Gene Ontology annotation, molecular function: protein serine/threonine kinase activity; ATP binding.